This is a messenger RNA of Esox lucius (northern pike), 3336 nucleotides long. It is a transcript of the gene chaf1a, whose product is annotated as chromatin assembly factor 1, subunit A (p150). Bases 169 to 2883 code for a protein of 904 amino acids. The record is from RefSeq and is a predicted model, not a curated record. The transcript is spliced from 17 exons. Gene Ontology annotation, biological process: nucleosome assembly. Lineage: Eukaryota; Metazoa; Chordata; Actinopteri; Esociformes; Esocidae. Gene Ontology annotation, cellular component: CAF-1 complex; nucleus.
AUUCCGUGUUCUGACCAAUCAGCAGCGAACUUUGAGGACGGUGACACGAUCCCGCCAAAUCUGACUGACGGGCGCGAGGCAGCAACGGGGAUCCAGAGGGAACGUGUGGGAGAUGCGGAAAGGUUAAGAAUAAAAAGAUAUCAAACGUGAGGGAAGUAUCGGAUUCGGAUGGUGGUGGAGAUGCUAGCGGCGGAAGAUCCAUCCGUGGAAGGGCAUUUACCAUCCACUCCACGGAGGAGAGGUAUGAAUGCCAAAAUCAAACCAAGCAAAGCAAAGAAGCUUGUACAGGCUCGCCUUCCAUUCAAGCGUCUGAACCCAGAACCCAAAGAGACCAGUGAGUCCAAAAGGUCUUGCAUCCUUCCAUGCCCAGAGCCUGGGCACUCUGAUGGAGAGAAUGAGGAGAGCUCCCCGCUACCCAUGCGUCAUGGACCAGCCCUGGUUAAUGGCCGCGGACCCCUGGAUGGAUUCAUGAGUCGCAGCAGCCACAGAUCUCCUGCCAAAUAUGUAGUCGUUGAUCUCACUGAGGACUCCAAUUCAGCUGACGCCCUAAAGCAGCAAACUGACACACACAUUGCUGGCUUGUUUCCUUCCAUGCAAAACGACCACCUGAGCAAAACUCCAAGUGCUGUAACAGCCACCCAAACUGAUCUCACUGCCAAAACGGGGACCUUAGACGGCAAGGUGAAGGAUGAGCAGAAGGAUAUGAAGGAGAAGGUCAGGGAGGACAUUGCAUCCAUCUCACAGAUAGACACCACACAGGAGUCAGACACGGAGGAGGAGGAGGAGGAAGAGGAAGAAGCAGAAGAUGAUGAAGAACAAGAAGAGUCUGUCACAGCUGAUAUGUCCAGUCAUGGCAAUGGGUCCAUGUUAUCUCCUUCAUCCACCAGCUCCUUGUCCACAUCCGACAGCUCCCCAGAGGCCGUUAAGACAGAGAACAUCCCUAAAGUCUCAGAGCCAAAUACCACCCCUAAAAUUGAGCAGAAAACAGUAAAAAGACGAUCUCUAAAGAGUUUGCAGGAGCAAGAGGAGAGGCUACGCCAGCGACAAGAGCGAGAGCGCCAACGGGAGGAGGCUAAAGCUGUUAAAGAAAAGAAGAAAGAGGAGGCUCGCAAACUGAAGGAAGAGAAAGAGAAGGAAAGAAAGGAAAAAAAGGAGAAAGAAGAGCGUGAAAAGAGAGAGAAAAAAGAGAAAGAAGAAAAGGAAAGGGCAGAGAAAUUACGAGUGAAAGAAGAGCAACGCAAAUCAAAGCAAGAGGCAAAACUUGAAGAAAAAAGAAAGAAAGAGGAGGAGAAACGGUUGAAAGAAGAGAAAGAUAGGCUCAAAGCAGAGAAAGCAGAGAUCACACGAUUUCUCCAGAAACCCAAGACUCCUCAGCAGGCCACAAAAACCCUUGCAUCUGCCUGUGAAAAGUUUGCUCCUUUUGAGAUAAAGGAGCACAUGUGUCUGGCUCCGCUGACCAGGGUCCGUUGUGAGGAGGCUGCCCUGGAGGAACUGGACCGAUACCUUUCUAAACCUGAGGAUAGCCUGUACAGCCUGAGAGACUGGAUUAGAAAUAAGCCCCGCAGGUCAGGCCCAACCAAGCCCAGAAGCAUAGACCCUGUGAGCGUGUGUAUGGUGAUGGAAGGUGCUAAGCCGGAUGGUGUGCCUGACCGUCAGCGCUACGGCCGUAUGAAGCUCCUUCAGUUCCGUGAAAACUACCGGCCGGCCUACUGGGGCACAUGGAGCAAAAAGAGCCCCCACAUCUCCCCCCGCUGCCCCCUCAGACAGGACAAGGAUCUGUUGGAUUAUGACGUGGACAGUGAUGAGGAGUGGGAGGAGGAGGAGCCAGGAGAGUCCCUGUCCCAUAGUGAAGGGGAGGAUAACGAUGAGGGAGGUGAUAACGAUGACGACGACGAGGAUGGUUUCUUUGUACCGCAUGGGUACCUGUCAGAUGGGGAGGGGGCACUGGAGGAGGAAGAGGAGGGUGGUGACCUGGAGAAGCAGAAGGUGCGUCAGAGUCUGAAGGCCCGGGAGUGGGACGAGUUAAUGUCCAAGAAAAAGGUGAAGGUGCUGGAGGCGGUGGUCAGGGGCUGUGUGUGGGAGGGAGAGGGUCCCCCCUUGGAGCUCUUCCAGCAGUUCGCUGUGUGCCUGGUGGAACCCUUGCCAAAGCUGGAGCCCACCACCCCAGAUGACAGCACACAGAAACGACAAGAAGAUGAGCAGCUGUUGUCCCAAUUGCUUCCACUUCUCCAUGGAAAUGUGAACAGCAGUAAGGUGAUCAUCACAGAGUUUCAGGAGUUCUGUCGCCAGCAAGCAACCUUGCCCAUCUCCAGCCCCCAGAACUCAGGAGAAAACGUCCCCACCAGGAUCCGUCUGAAGCGCCUCAUCAAGGGGAAUGCCGUGUACGAGAAGCGCUCGACCUAUAGACGCUGCUGCUGGUACGUACACGCAGAGGUCUUGCCUCGUUUCAGCCAGGAGGCUCUCCCAGUACCCUGCCAGUGGAACUACCUCACCUCAGGGGCCCAUGUGCCCCGUGAAGAGACACCAGCGGCCACAGGCUCACAAGGAAACUCCCCAACAACCCCCCAGCCCUCCACCACAUCAUCUUCUAAGACUCCCUCCUCCAACAAGAGGAAGAGCGCUGGCAGCAUGUCCAUCACCAAGUUCAUGAAGAAAGCUGCUGACCCAGAGCAGGUGGAGGUAAUGGAGACGGACGGGUUCCAGGCAGACACAGAAGAGGACGAGGAUGAAGCAGAGUGCAUCAUAAUAGACACAACAAAAGGAUCCUCCAGAACGAACGGUUCUGAUACAGGGAACGAGAACACAGAACAAAUGGAGGUGAUCCCCUCUGACACAGCUACUCUACCCCUGCCCCGGCCCACCCCCACCCCAGCCACUGCCUAAGGACUGCCCCUUGACUGUGUGUUUGCAUGUCAGAGACAGAAUCAGGUCUUCAAUCAAGAUAACACUGGUAGUGGCAAACAUGUCACAAACAGUAUUACGCCCCCUCUCAGCUCAACAUGGACAUCUGCCUGUAAAAUUUGAAGUGUCUGACAGAAGAUCUUAUUUGGCCAUUGUGUAUUUCGUUCUAAUGUUCAGCGAUUCAUUACUUGGUUCAGUUGGGAGUGUCGGGCAUGUUUAUAUAGAUGUCUUUGCUUUGUGAGAAGAGGAAGGUGGCGCCGACGGUCAAGGCUCUUCUCCCACAGCAGAUUGGGCGGUGGACCAGUGACCGCUGGAGUAGAUUCCGCCUGCUGUAGGCCCAGUGUCCUUUUUAUAUAUAUAUGUAUUUGUUUUUUCAAAAAUACUUGAACUGGUUGAAUUCAUAAACAAAUAAUAUGAUUAAAUGUACUGCACUUU